AUGCCUUCUCCGUGGCCUACUCUGUUUAACGAUGAGAGCGACACUAGCUCACGCUUACCCGAGAUCUUCUCGAAUAACGCUUCCGACUCUGAUUCUUCCACUGCACCUAGCGUCUUCGACUUAAGCAGCGAAUCCGAAUACGAAGCUCUUCGGGAAAGCAGUCUUUUCUCAGCAGUUACUUCUCCACACUUCUCACAGUCCCCGUAA
Molecule: messenger RNA, 207 nt
Organism: Penicillium robsamsonii
Lineage: Eukaryota; Fungi; Ascomycota; Eurotiomycetes; Eurotiales; Aspergillaceae
Exons: 1
Coding region: 1-207 (68 amino acids)
Source: RefSeq, a predicted model, not a curated record